AUGGAUGAGCUCUGUGGUCUGAACUUCGAAGUAGAAGCGCCUGCUUCUCAGGAUGUUUGCUGGAGCCUCUGCGAUUGCCUCAUCACAGCACGAGCUAGGGACCGAUAUUCAUUACUGCCUUCAUCCGUGCCUUCAUACUUGGGACACGACGUCACAGUGCGAGGCACGGACAGUCUCGCUGAUGUGGAGGCUGCUUCUUGCUACCUCAUUCUGGAUGGACUCCGGCUGCGUGGCGUUGACCAAAUAUCAGGUGAUUUUAUCCGCAUCUGGUUCACGACUGUGGUUGAAGGUCCAGACGCAGACCGCCGCCAAGUGUUAUGUGGCUUGGGCAUCUCUACAGAGCAUGAGGCAGAAACUACCGAGAUGAUGCGGUGCAAUGUGAGGAGUUUGAUCACUGUUCCACAGGAAGCGAAAAAAAACGACGUUUUGAGAACUAAGCGUGCGGGCCAUGAGGCGAUAACACUUGCUCCUCUGACAUCGUCCAGGCAAGCCUCCGCAUCGACCAGUCUCCGGCCGAGAGUUCUUUCGCUUGUUGCAUGCAACCUCAAAUCAUCCAAUAGAAAUUGGCAAUGCCCUUCUCGGCGGCUCGUGUACGGGAACGUCCGCUCUGGCGUUCAGGUUGUCAUGCAGCUGACCACGAGUUGA
Laetiporus sulphureus 93-53 is the source of this 645-nucleotide messenger RNA. RefSeq lists its product as uncharacterized. The record is from RefSeq and is a predicted model, not a curated record. Bases 1 to 645 code for a protein of 214 amino acids. The transcript has 7 exons. Lineage: Eukaryota; Fungi; Basidiomycota; Agaricomycetes; Polyporales; Laetiporaceae.